CUUAUUUUACUUUCAUUUGCACCAUCAAAUAUGGCCCUUUCUAGCCAAAAAGCAUCGUUUUUUUCUACUUUUGGCCAUGACCCUUUUACGACUGUUGCGAUUUGACCGGGAGCAUCAUUGAUAUCUUGUUCAAUUGCAUCAUGUUCGAAGUCCCGGGCCCGUGCUUCCUUCUCCAACCUUCAUAUAUUCAUGCUUGAGGCCUGAUGGAAGCAGCAUCCCUUUGUAGCAAGCCCUUUACCCUUAUUCUCUCCCCACAUACCACAAUUUCUCAUUUAUUCAAGUCGACAAGAAAAAGAUUCAUUGUACAUGGUCGAAUUAACGAUCAAUUUUGUUAUCAUUGGAGGCGGCAUAGCAGGGCUAACAGCGGCGCUAGCCUUGAGCUCCGUCGGCCAUAAGGUUACUGUUAUAGAGAAACGCGGUACACUAGAACAAGGAACAGAGGGUGGGAUCCGAAUGGCUCCAAAUUUUUCGAAAAUUCUUUAUCAUUGGGGUCUUGAACAAGAAGUAAAGAAAAUUGCGGCGACAUCACGAGCUCUACGGCUGUACAUAUAUGAGACCGGCGAAUUGCUUGGAGAACAUAUCUGGGAUACCGAAGUCUUGAAAGAGACCAAGGGUGAAUUUCUCACCGUCCAUUAUUCUGCGCUUCUACAGCUUCUCUACGAUGUUGCCAUAAGUCGCGGAACAGAAAUUCGUUUUAAUACUUUAGCAACAAGCGUUGAUCCCGUAAGUGGUCGCGUAACCCUACAUUCUGGCGAGGUCCUGCAGGGGGACGUGGUUGUGGGUGCCGAUGGUCCAUCCGGGAUAACGCGCCGCGUGUUUCCGAAGAGCGAGGAGCGACCCAGCGGGAUGUCGUUGUUCAGCGCCACGAUACAUCGGAACAGUAUUAUCAAUGACCCCGACUUGGACUACCUCUACGAUGAACCUGUCACGAUGGCGAACUGGUGUGGUAAUGGCUACUCUUCUGCCCUCUAUCCAACAGGAGGUGACAGCGAUUAUUCUAUGUUGGUGUUCGGUCCAACUGAAGAGCCCUCAUUGGCUGCAUGUCAAGAUAUCCAAGAUUUCGUUUCUACGGCAGACGAAAGGCUACGCAAACUAGCAAGGAUGGCGACUUCAUUUACAUACGUCCCAAUCAUUGAUUGUCCGCUUCUCGACGAAUGGGUGAGUGGACGCUUGGUCGUGAUUGGUGAUGCAGCACAUCCCGUCUUGCCCGGAGCGGUCCAGAGUUAUGCGAUGUGUGCCGAAGAUGGUGCCACGCUUGGGAGGCUGUUCUCUCACCUGCACUCAAGUGAUCAGAUACCUAUAUUUCUAGAAGCUUUCCAAGAUCUGCGUCAUUCUCGAUGCAGUUUCGUCAUGCAGAGAGAAAAGGAAUUGCUUUCCUUUUUGACGCUUCCUCCUGGAGAGGAACAGAUCAUGCGCGAUGAAACCAUGAGGGCGAAGCGGGAUGCCGGACUAAGUGUACUGUCAGCCGCAGAUGCUCUUAACACUGAGGAAGCUGAAUGGUGGCUGGAAAUCAAGCACAUGUUCUCGUAUGAUGCGGAAGAUGACGCCGAUAACUGGUGGGUGCAGUGGGGGAUCCUGAGAUUAAGGGCAAAUGGUGUUGCGUUGGGAGGCAGAUUGGAGGUGUUCCAGAGUACUUCUAAGGGUUUUUAUGAAUCGUUGAUACCGACUUGAAGGUGUGUUAAUGAUACCUGUUACGUACUUAAUUCGUUGGUAGUCAGUAUAAAUCUCGGAAAUGAAAAUGCGAUUGGGAGACGGUG
Molecule: messenger RNA, 1757 nt
Organism: Guyanagaster necrorhizus
Lineage: Eukaryota; Fungi; Basidiomycota; Agaricomycetes; Agaricales; Physalacriaceae
Product: FAD/NAD(P)-binding domain-containing protein
Exons: 10
Coding region: 307-1671 (454 amino acids)
Molecular function (GO): monooxygenase activity; FAD binding
Source: RefSeq, a predicted model, not a curated record